This is a messenger RNA of Brassica oleracea var. oleracea, 684 nucleotides long. Its product is annotated as delta(24)-sterol reductase-like. The coding region runs from base 1 to 684 and encodes 227 amino acids. The record is from RefSeq and is a predicted model, not a curated record. Gene Ontology annotation, molecular function: oxidoreductase activity, acting on the CH-CH group of donors, NAD or NADP as acceptor. Gene Ontology annotation, biological process: steroid metabolic process. Gene Ontology annotation, cellular component: cytoplasm; membrane. Lineage: Eukaryota; Viridiplantae; Streptophyta; Magnoliopsida; Brassicales; Brassicaceae. The transcript is spliced from 2 exons.
AUGAAGGAGAUGUACCAACAGCUCAGCGUAGUACCACUUGUGAAGAAUAUCUUGCUGCAAACCACUACAUGGAACAAUCUUGAAGCACACUAUGUCAAAGCUAUCAUUCGUAACUUCUAUGCAAAUGAUGUCAUUAAUGGUCUCUUUCAUUUAAAUGUUGCAGCUGGUGGUGUACAUAAAGAAUCAGCAUAUCUUUAUGGAGUUCUCCUACUAUGUGCUAGAAUUGAUGGAAGAUGGCGAGUUUAUCCACUUUGGCUGUGCCCUCACAAACUCUUCAAACAACCGGUUAAAAGCAUGAUUAGCCCCGAACCAGGAUUUGAGUAUGAGAUGAGACAGGGAGACACAAAAGAUGCACAGAUGUACACAGACGUUGGAGUUUACUACGCUCCAGGUCCUGUUCUGAGAGGCGAAGUGUUCGAUGGAGUAGAAGCAGUGCGCAAGAUGGAGCAAUGGCUGAUAGAAAAACAUGGCUACCAGCCUCAGUAUGCAGUAUCUGAGCUCGACGAGAGAAGCUUUUGGAGAAUGUUUGACGUUGACUUGUACGAGCAUUGCCGCAGGAAGUACAGGGCUAUAGGCACGUUCAUGAGCAUUUAUUACAAGUCAAAGAAGGGACGUAAGACUGAGAAAGAAGUCAGAGAAGCUGAGCAGGCUCAUCUCGAAGCAGCCUAUGCCGAGGGGGAUUAA